CACGUAACGCGGCGUCCUCGAACCAGCCAAUGGGAGCGCGGCGUUUCUUUGGGGCGGGGACACGGCUAUAUUUUCUCACAGUUGAACGCCAGCGCGCCGCGGGUCGCUGGGAGCUACGCCGGCUUGCGGCUCUGUUCGAAAAUGACUUCGAAGUGUCCCAGAUGUGAAAAGGAUGUAUUUUUUGCUGAGAAAGUGAGCUCUUUGGGGAAAAACUGGCAUCGAUUCUGCCUGAAAUGUGAGCGCUGUAACAAGACGCUCUCUGCUGGGGGACACGCCGAGCACAACGGAACCCCCUACUGUCACAAACCGUGCUAUGCGACACUCUUUGGGCCUAAAGGUGUCAACAUCGGUGGGGCAGGGUCCUACAUUUAUGACACCCCUCCAAACACCCCAUUGGACCAAUCACUGGACAGCUCUUCUGACAUCUCCCCCACCACCCCCUGGAGCUCCGCCCAGACCAGCAAAACUGAAAAGAGAGUUUCCCCUACCUGCAUGAAGUCUUUGGCAGAGGAGAGGUCAUGCUGUCCUGGUUGUGGAAAGGUUGUGUACUUUGCGGAGAAAGUGUCGUCUCUGGGCCGAAACUGGCACCGGCCAUGUCUCCGCUGUGAAAGGUGUAAGAAGACGCUGACCCCUGGUGGACAUGCUGAGCAUGAUGGAAAGCCUUUCUGCCAUGUACCAUGCUACGGAUACUUGUUUGGGCCAAAAGGGGUGAACAUUGGAGAUGUUGGCUGCUAUGUCUAUGAAAGAGACAAAGAAGAAGCUGCAGUCACAGACCAUUGAGUCGGGUUAUGCAUAAUAAUAUCCAUCACCAUAUUAUCUGCUCAUGUUUCGUGAAUGCUAAUGCUAAUGCUAAGUGUACCUUUUCAAAAAAAAAAAAAUUCUUUAGCUUAAUUUGCACACUUGAUGUAUAGGAUUGUUGCUUUUGUUUGAGAUAAUAAAAUAUACAUUGUAUCAAUUUC
Molecule: messenger RNA, 959 nt
Organism: Paramormyrops kingsleyae
Lineage: Eukaryota; Metazoa; Chordata; Actinopteri; Osteoglossiformes; Mormyridae
Product: cysteine-rich protein 3-like
Source: RefSeq, a predicted model, not a curated record